AUGACACGCGUCGCAAAGCCGCAAAUGACCACGGCAAAGGUCCCCAUGCAUGGGCGCGUCUUGCUCGAGAUGAUGAGCUGCGCUCGCCCCAGCUCUGCGUCCGGUGUCCGGUGCUCGCUCGCGGUAAGCCCGGCACUUGUCACAUCCCCACGACGCUAUGCCGCUCCGUUCGGGCUACGGACAACCGUGUGCCCCGAAGGGGCCAACGUGGAAACCUACCUACUAUGUACCAAGGGGGAAAGAAUUGGCGCCACAACGGCUGGGUACAAGGGCCAUCACAAGGCUCAGACUCGAGGACGUUCACCAGAAGAAAAACAAGUGACCGCCGAGAUCUCCGCAGCCGUCAUCAAAGUCACGAGGGCCAAACAGCCUGACCACCAGCCAUGCCGACUUUGUUACCUUGUCAUUCGUCGCAACAGCGCCGAGAGACACUCCGUGCGAAAUGCAGGUCGGGACGCCGCCGGCGGGCGAACGGGUACCGCCAACGCCGUCGACGCCUCGCCAGGCGCCCCAUUUUCCUUCCCGCGCCUUGGUGUGCCCGUCGCAUACCCAUCCAUAGCUUGGUCGCCCCAGGAGCGGCUCGGGAAAAAAGAAGCACGACCGACCCCCCCCCGUGGCGGCUACCUUGGCGGGCGGCGGCGGCGGAGGCAGCAGCACAUUGACUUCCUACUACUACUAGGAGGAUGA
Molecule: messenger RNA, 687 nt
Organism: Purpureocillium takamizusanense
Lineage: Eukaryota; Fungi; Ascomycota; Sordariomycetes; Hypocreales; Ophiocordycipitaceae
Exons: 1
Coding region: 1-687 (228 amino acids)
Source: RefSeq, a predicted model, not a curated record